CAACUCUGCGCUCUUUCCACUGUGCUUUCCAUGCGAUUUCCCGCUCUGGCUAUCCGCGUAUAGGUGUUUUGUAUAUCCGCGCUGAUCCGGUCGCCCGUGAAGUUUGGCGUGGUUCGUGCGUGUUUUGUGAUGCGCGGCGUUGUCCCGCAAUAUUUCUGUCGCAAUGGGAGACGUAUUUUGCCUCGUAAUGCUGGAGAGCGGCAGCAGGCGAAAGCUGAAGCUCGAAACGGGAUCCUACGAUGAAUUACUCGCGGGCCUUGCCGGAAUCGCCGAAGUCGACUUCCGUAACACCCUGGUAGACUCCUCUGCACUAUGUUCUGCACCACUUUUGACUUGAUAUCGCAUAUUCAGAUAUUCGAUACUGACUUGGAAGACUUUGUGGACCUUUUGCCUGGUGAUGUGGUGCCGAACAAGGCAAAGGUGCGCAUUAUAACGAAAAAUGAAGCUGCUCCGAGUACUGCGGCAGCAUCUCCAGUUAAAGCCGUUCUACCCAGUCAUCCUUUGCCGCAGGCUGUACACCAAGUUGCACCAAGGCACACUGCAUCACGUCAGGUGGUGUCCCAGCUUCCCAGAAAGAUAGAGGUGUUGCCUUACAACCUCAAGUCCAGUGAUGUCAGCGUAGUGCCAGCUGUCAGCACAGUGCCAGCUGUCAGCACAGUGCCAGCUGUCAGCACAGUGCCAGCUGUCUGCACAGUGCCAGCUGUUAGUGCAGUGCUAGCUGUCGGCACAGCAGGUGGUGCUCUUGUGCAAGCCCCUUGUGCCGACUCUAAGACGAGCACCGACCACGAUACAGAUUCUUCGGAAUCAAUGAUGAUCAGUGUUGAGGAUGUUCCUGACAACCCAGCAGUCCAUUCCGAAGAAGUGGCAGUGCUCACCGCUUCUGCUGAGAGCGAGAAGGCCAAAGAACCCGAAGACACAGCCGUGAGGUUGUCACGUGUCACGGAGGAUCUGCGUGCAAUGCUGCCUAGCCGGCCAGGCGCUGACGACUUGCCGCCGCCAUCGAACAUGACGAUCAUUCCUAAGCACGAGCACGAUCGCAAAGAUUACCUCAAGUUCAAGUUGCCUCCUUCCUUCGGCGUCUGGUGCGACAUCGCCCUGGAGAGGAAAGCGCUGAUCACCCCAAAAAUGAGGAGGCACAUUAUCUUUGUCCUGUUUCAAGCCUGCUACAAGAUCACGCUGUAUCCAACCAUGAGGCUGUACAGAAGGGCAAUUGACUCGCUGGUGGUGAAGUACCCACACCUGGCUGAGGGGCCUUUCAAUUGGCAAUGCUGGAACCUGGCCCUGAGGAGCAAGUUUAAGAAUGUACGACGGAGGCUCCCAGAAACGCCAGGUCUCAUGGGUGAAUCAAGAAGGAAGUUUGGUGGGAAGCGCACACUGGACGACGUCAGGUAUCAGGUGGCCAAAGAGCGCAUGGCUUAUGGUGUUCCAGCAUUGACCUCUUCCGAGUUGUCCGGCUGCCACAACCAGUCCGGUGAGGACGAUUCCGUUGACACCGAAGUCGCACUAUACAAAGCAAAAUCAGAGGAGCGGGACAAGGAGGCCACUGUCAAUUGUGCCAACUUAAACAAUACUGUGUUGGAGGACGUCACUGUUUCUGACCUGCUUGGUAUGUGCACGAAUGAAGCCGCAGCGGAGAAGCUUGUGGAGCAAGCUGGUGGCAGGGCACUGGCAGACGAAGAGAUGAGUGAUGGUGGAUCAUCGCUCGAAGGGAGUCAAAAGGCAUUCAAAACAUACCCAGACAGAAAAGCGAAAUCCCUAGAGGACAGGGAUGACAUGAAGUUUGAAUUGCCUUCCUUUGGAGUGUUUGAAGAAUCCCUGAGGACCAGGCAGCAAAUCACCAGCAGGCUGCGGCGCCACAUCAUCACAUGCCUCUUCGAAGCUUGCUCCAAGAUAACUCUAUAUCCAACAUCACAUCUCUACAGGACUGCUGUGGACCUUCUGCUGCAUAAGUACCCACACCUUAUUGACACCACUGGAGAAACUGGGAGGGAGUUGUGGGUUGACUCGCUGAAGUCAAAAUUCAAGAACGUCCGACGCCGGCUGCCAGAUAACGUCUGGAGCAUGAGCGAGGUUCGAAGCAAGUAUUCCACUUCUGCCAGGCGUGCCACCAUCCUAGAGAAACAGGAAACAGAGGGUGUGCGACGCGUCUCUCGUCCUGUGACAAUCGAAGACCUGUUGGCAGCUGGCGACAACAUUUCGCAGCAAUCUGGCCCAAAGGCCCCCACAGACACAGGCAGCUCAAACGAUCGAAGCCAAGUGUUGGCCGUGAAGGAGAGGCAUGACAGCAUACGGGAGAUGACAGUGCAGCAGGCCAUUGCGGCCUUCCCUUCUUACAGGCAGGAGUCUGCUCUGCUUGCGGAGUUCAAGACGCUCUGGAACACCGAUAUUGCCGAAUGCUUUGAAAAAGGCAUCAAGAGGCUAUUUCUGGUGCUGAUGAACUCGGGGACGGAGGCCGAGAUACAGGAAAUUUCGCAGGCUGGAAAUGACAUUCUUCUGGUUGUGCUGGGUGUAGUUGCCCAGAGAGCAUUAGAAAGCCUGGAUGCCCUCCUGACAGAGGGCUCCACGCUGCCGACACCCUGCCUCGUCAAACGGCCGACUGGGAACAUUGACGUGUUUGUCAACGAGUAUUACCUGUUUACCGCAUCAUCACUGCUCGGAGGCAUGUGCGCACUAUUUGCGUCCUUCUGGGUGUUCCACAUCGAGUACCCUAAGGAAGCGCGGAACAUCCUGACGUUCCUGGAACACGCCUUCCUCAACUUGCGUCACACCAAGCCACGGCUAAGGUGCCGGGAGCUCGUCAACCUGUACAGGAGCACACACCCGUGACGCAAUAUCUCAAUUAAUUUUUGUCAAUAGGAAAGAAAGCCAAAGUUUAAACUUCAGUAACAUGCAACGCUGUGGAUGGACAUGCCACCGUAAUGCACGAGUUAGCUGAAAGGGAGCGACAAAUCGUGUCUUCAGUCACAUUGUGUGUCACACCGAAUUGUAAGCGCUCGGACUAUUCAUUGUAUUGUUCCAUCACAUGGACGUGUUUUGUGAAAGCAUUUCCAAACAAGUAUGAAUGUAUAAGUGCAUUGCCUGCGUCACUUUUUAUCUCCUUCACCAAAUGGGUAUGCAGUUGUUACCCUACUCACUGUGUGGCAAGGACUUGUUGUAGAGCUAAUCACAGCCCUGCAGUGAAAAAAAUUAUUACACUAGCACUCCUAGAUAGUCGAUCACAUAAACCAGACUGUUUUAUGAAAGGGGGCUUAAUGCUGUAGUUUCAGCACUCUUAUUCGUGGGGAUAUAUGAGAGAGACAAAAAGAACAUUACUGACCCAUUUAGGAAUAGUUUGAGAUUAUAUUGAGAGAAGUUGUUUAGAGUACAAGCUUAUUGUGCGACAGCUACUCUGUAAUGACCAUAGUAAAAGUUAUAUUGAAUUUGUUUGCCCGGGACAUUUGCAAUCUUGAGAGCAGGUAGCCGGUUGCGAGUUGCUGUUUAUUUUUUUGCUCCAUGGUUUCACUGUACGUGAUUAGUAAUUUUUCGUUGCUUCUCUGGUUAAGAAAUACAGGCUUAAUCUAGGCUAUAUAGGAGUGUAAAGUUGUUCAACAGCGACCGCUGUAGUGGUUUCUGCACAAAAUCAAAAAUAGAAACUUAAAUAAUAAUACGAACACUUGGCCUUCAGUUUUUGCAAUAGUAGUCAAGCUUUUCCUGCCAAAUAAGUGAAAAGUUUAGUUAAAUAACCAAAUAAUUAUUUAUUGUUGAUCUUUAUUGCCAAUUUAAAUGCUCAAAUGCAUCAGCAAAAUCAU
This is a messenger RNA of Dermacentor silvarum, 3788 nucleotides long. RefSeq lists its product as uncharacterized. The record is from RefSeq and is a predicted model, not a curated record. The coding region runs from base 313 to 2826 and encodes 837 amino acids. NCBI's taxonomy places the organism in Eukaryota, Metazoa, Arthropoda, Arachnida, Ixodida, Ixodidae. The transcript has 16 exons.